Lottia gigantea (owl limpet) is the source of this 4444-nucleotide messenger RNA. RefSeq lists its product as hypothetical. Gene Ontology annotation, molecular function: alpha-1,4-glucosidase activity; carbohydrate binding. Lineage: Eukaryota; Metazoa; Mollusca; Gastropoda; Lottiidae. Gene Ontology annotation, biological process: carbohydrate metabolic process. The record is from RefSeq and is a predicted model, not a curated record. The coding region runs from base 289 to 3345 and encodes 1018 amino acids. The transcript is spliced from 20 exons.
AUGAUGCUUCCGGGCAGCUGAUUUUAUUUUAAAGAGAUGAUAAUCGAAUCAAGGUUGAUGUUAUAUGAUAUAAUUGAUAGAUGUAGAGAUAACAAGACUUGUAUCAGAUUGUUUGGAGACUUUCUAACUGAUAAAAACGGAAAUUUAUUGUCUUGUUUUUAUGCGACCUGAAUUGAGUGACAAUAUUAAGCAGUUGGAUAUCAAAACAAACCGAAAGUAGAGUUGACUUCCUUAUUCAUGCAGCACACUCUGGCCACACUCUGAGGAGAAGACACUUUCUAAAGUAGGAUGACGAAGUAUAAGUAUAGUAAGCUGGAAGAUUCAGAAGAUGGAGCUGUCUUAGAUAAGUCCUGUGAUGGAAAUAAAUCUCCAGAUUUACCAAGAGGAAAGAAGUUUGAAGUUCAUGUCAAGAAAGUCAGCAUGAGAAAUGGAGUAUUUUGUGAAUUUUUGAUAAUUUUGAUUGUAUUUUUGUUGUGUUUAAUGUUAAUACAAUCAGCGUUCACAAACACCUGUUUAUUUUCAAAAGUUUUUAAUUAUACCAAAUCUUCCCUCGAUCACAAGCAAUCUGAUUUGAGACAUACUCCUAGUUCUUUGAACAGACACCAGUCUUAUUUUGAGAUUGUUGAAAUAAACAUUGAAGAAGAUGUGGUCUAUCAAGAAAUCAGUCAAAAUCAAGUAGAUGAACAAGCAGUUGUCAAAAACUUUCAACAAUACAAAACUUCAAAAGAAAAAACUCGAGAUAAACAAUGUUAUAUUGUUGAUGAUGGGAAGAAAUUUGAUUGUCAUCCUGAAGCAGGGACAACAAAGGAGACAUGUGAGGCAAGAGGAUGUUGUUAUUAUCCUGUUAAGAAAUAUAAUGAAAAUCCACCAGGCAUACCUUACUGUUAUUAUCCUUUAAACUACCCCAGUUACACUGUUGAUAAAAUAGAAAAUAAAAAACAAGGUUAUGAUGUGUUUUUAUCCAGAAAAACUCCUUCAUAUUACCCUCAAGAUGAAAUGAAUUUGAAAAUGGAAAUCAAGAAGGAAACUUCAUCAAGACUUCAUAUUAAGAUCAGUAAUCAGAAAGAAGAUAGAUGGGAAGUGCCCCUCCCAACUUCAGGCAGUACCAAGAGAGAUACUGUCAUUCAACCUGACAAUGAAGAUACUCUAUAUUCAGUGGCUGUGGCUGAUGUAGGACAACCGUUUGGUUUCCAAGUCAAUAGAACUGGUGAUGGAGCUAAAAAUAUAUUGGAAACAGCAGGAGGGUUUAUAUUUGCUGACCAAUUUUUACAGUUAUCCUAUUUUUUGCCCUCUCAAUUUAUAUAUGGAUUAGGAGAACAUAGAGAUUCAUUAUUACAUUCUAUGAACUGGACAAGAUUUGUUUUGUGGAAUCGUGAUCAACCUCCCACUGAAAAUGGUAAUUUAUAUGGAAGCCACCCAUUCUAUCUGAUGAUGGAGAAUGAUGGUAAUAGUCAUGGUGUUUUAUUAUUAAAUAGUAAUGCAAUUGAGGUAUUAUUACAACCAGCUCCAGCUAUAACAUGGAGAAGUAUAGGUGGUGUGAUAGAUUUAUACAUGUUUCUUGGACCUAAUCCUAGUGAUGUUAUACAACAAUAUACUGAGGUCAUAGGUCGUACCUUCAUGCCACCAUAUUGGAGUUUAGGAUUUCAUCUUUGUAGAUGGGGUUUCCAUACAGUAAAUGAAACAAUGCAGGUGGUAAAGAACAUGUCUAGAUAUGGCAUACCUCAGGAUGUACAAUGGAAUGAUAUAGAUUAUAUGGAUGCUAAAAAAGACUUUACCACUGAUCUGAAGAAUUUUGGUGAUCAGUCAGCCAUGGUGGAUGAAUUUCAUAAACUAGGUUUACAUUACAUUAUGAUAAUUGAUCCUGGAAUUAGCAGUACCACAUCACCUGGUACCUACCAUCCAUUAGAUUUAGGUUUAGAAAUGGGAAUAUUUAUUAAAGAUAUUAAUGGUAAACCUAUUGAGGGAAAAGUGUGGCCAGGUAACACAUACUUUCCUGAUUUUACUCAUCCUGAUUCUCAGAAAUACUGGACUAAUAUAUCUGCUACAUUCCAUAAUUCAGUUCAAUUUGAUGGCAUCUGGAUUGAUAUGAAUGAAAUCAGUAAUUUUGUGGCAGGAUCAAUAAAUGGAUGUCCUACUAAUUCUUCUUUAGAAAAUCCACCAUAUUUACCAGCUAUAAAUGGUAAUAAAUUAUCAGUUAAUACACUAUGUUUAACAGCUCAACAAUAUCUAUCUUCUCAGUAUAAUGUUCAUAAUCUGUAUGGUUUUACUGAAACAAGAGCUACACAUAAUGCUCUGGUAAGCAUACGCCAAAAGAGACCUUUUGUAAUAACACGUUCUACGUUUGUUGGUUCUGGUUAUUAUGGUGGACAUUGGUCAGGAGAUAAUUAUGCUUCUUAUCAUGAUCUUUAUAGAUCAAUUUCAGAAUCAUUGAGUAUGAAUAUGUUUGGUGUAACAAUAGUAGGAGCUGAUAUUUGUGGUUUUAGAGGAGAUACUACAGAAGAAUUAUGUACAAGAUGGCAUCAGCUUGGUGCUUUUUAUACAUUCUCCCGAAAUCAUAACAAUAAUGGAAACAAGGCCCAAGAUCCAGCCUCAUUUGGUCCAGCCCUAGCCAAGUCAACUAGAAAAGUUUUACUAACAAGAUAUACACUAUUACCAUAUUUAUAUACCUUGAUACAUAAAUCACACAUGAUGGGUCAUACUGUUAUGAGACCACUGUUCUUUGAGUACCCCACUGAUGUUACAACCUACAAUAUAGACAAACAGUUUUUAUGGGGACCCGCUUUAUUAAUAACACCAGUAUUAGAUGAGGGAGUAAGAAGUGUUGAAGGGUAUUUUCCUAAAGAUAUUUGGUAUGAUUUUUAUACUGGACAAUGUAUUGUAUCUGAAGGAGGUGGUCAAAUUUUAGAUGCCCCACUAGAUAAGAUUAAUCUUCAUGUACGUGGUGGAUAUAUCUUACCCUGGCAAUAUGCUAAUACUACCACAACACUCAGUCGUAAAAAUAAGUUUGGAUUAUUGGUGGCAUUAAAUAGUAGUGGAGGUGCUGAAGGUGAUCUAUUUUGGGAUGAUGGGGAUACUUUAGAUACUCAUGAAAAGAAAAUAUUUAAUAUGUUUACUUUCACUGCUGAUUCGAAAGGAGUAUAUGUUAAUGCCAUGUAUAUAGGACUGUCACAAGAAUCCAUGUAUUUGGGUGAUAUCACUGUAUUUGGUGUUAAAACUAAACCCGCCAGUAUAACAGUUAAUAAUAAAGCUGUACAAUUUGUAUAUAAUGACCAAUACAAGGUAUUAUAUAUAGCUGGACAUUCCUUUGAUUUAUAUCAACCCAUUAGAUUACUCUGGACAUUUUAAUGUUUUAUUUAAUAUUUUUGUUGUUUUGCAUAUGUACCUUUGUUACCAAUAUACUCCCUUUCUUAUUUUACUACCAAAUUUAAAAUAUAUCAUAAUUUUAAAUAAUAACAAUCAAGGGCCUUUCAUGAAAAUUUUUCGUUUGAAUAGUUAUUUUAAAUUUAGUUUUUAUACCAGUUUUAUAUGUUGAUUUGAACUGUUAUUGUCUAGUCAAUGAUGAUUGUUAUGUUAAAGGGUAAGAUUGAUGUUUUUAGUUUGACAGUAACCACAUGAAAAAUAUUUUGACAAUUGUAGCUAGCUGUUGGUAGGUAGGAAAUUUUGCCACAACAAUAUAUGAAGUCUCAUUUUAUUGCCGUAUCUCACUGUUUCUGAUCAAUGCUUGGAAUGUCAGUUAAGCAAAAAUUUUACUGAGCUAUCCUGCUUCCCACAAACUAUUUGAAGGUUUCUAUGUAGGUAUUGUUGAUCUAAAGUUCAAACUUUGUAAUGCUCUACAAAAGUCUACAAAAAGUGCAUAGGUAUCAUACAUGCUAAAUGACUGCAAGCCACAUUAUAUUGUCAAAUAUAUUAAAAAAUGUCAGAUAAGUCAGCAUGCUGAAAGAUUGCUUGUCAACUGUCUGGGUUUUUUCCAACUUAAUUUUAUUUUUUUACGUCUGGUUCAAACUGACUAAUUCAAAUUACCGGUUGAUAUUUGUCCAUGAUGGUUUACUGUCUUUUACUCCUAAUAUUCACAAUAAAAACAGGCAGAAUUUAAUUUCAGCUAACUAAAUCAUUUUACAGAAUAAAAUUUGGGAGUUGUGUUUGUCUGCAAUUUAAUAAACAUGGGGUAAAGUUGAAUGAUUGUCUAAAUUAUUUUAAAAUUAUUGACAUAUUAGUACGACAAACUUUUGAAAUAUAGCUUUUGUCAGAUGGUAAAACAAGUAGAUAGUAUAACCCAAUAAUCUUCUUACUGUUUUUGUGCUGAACCUGAAUGAGUGCUUGAUGUUUUAUUUUGCUAACUGAUUUGUUUUAUUUUUGUAUUUUGGAAAGAUGAAUGAUUUUUGGAAUGAUUUUAAUGUUUGAAAUAAAAAGAACUGUGAUAAAAUAAAUUUUAUGAAAAGUGAAA